GGAAUGUGCGCAUGCGCAGAGUGUCUGUACUGUUCUCCGGUUCUCCGGUGAGUGUGGCGGCCCGGGAUGAGUCCGGCUCCGGUUAACCCGCUGCUGUGGUUCCGCGUGUGCGAUGACGGAGACCUGGAGAGCUGCCGGCGGCUGCUGGAGGACCCGGGCGGACUGGCGCAUGUGGACGGAACCGAUGAGGAGGGAAACACGGCCCUGAUGUUCGCCUCCGCCGGGGGACACGAGCUGCUGGUCCGGUUCCUGCUCCGGAAAGGAGCGUCGGUGGACCGGAGGAACCACUACGGCUGGACCCCGCUGAUGCAGGCCGCCAGGUUUGGUCAUGUCAGCGUGGCUCAUCUCCUGCUGGAGAACGGAGCAGAGAUCAACGCCAGGAACCGUAUGGGUGCGAGUGUGUUGGCCAUGGCGGCCCGCGGCGGACACACACACACGGUCAAACUCCUGCUGGAGAACGGAGCGUUCGUGGAUGACUGCGAGCACGUGUGUGUGUCUGAGGGGAACACAAACACACACAGCAGCGCCGGCAGUGUGCAGGAGGCGCAGGCUCUGCUGGAGGUGCGGGCGCUGCUGGCAGCGGCUCAGCAUGGGCAGGGGGCCGCCGUGGCUCUGCUGCUGGACUGGGGCUCUGACGCUCGGGUCUGCCACACCGGCACCGGCUGGAGCGCGCUGAUGCUGGCGGCGGCCGGCGGGUCCCUGAGCGUCUGCCAGCAGCUGGUGGAGCACGGAGCCGACCCCGACCACACCAACGUGCUGGGAAACACCGCCCUGGAGGUGGCGCUACAGCUGCGGCGUCGCGACGUGCAGAAAUACCUGGACAACAUCACCAGCGUGCGCCCGCGGCCAGAUGACGAGAAGAAGAGGCCCGAUGUCUUCCAUGCACUCAAACUGGGAAACGCUCAGCUGGUGAAGGAGAUUGUGGAGCAGGACGCGGCGCAGGUGGAUGUGUGUAACGCUGACGGAGCGUCUCCGCUGAUGAUGGCAGCAGUCAGUGGGCAGCUGGAGGUGGUGCAGCUGCUGGUGGAGAAACAGGCAGACGUGAACAGGCAGGACUCGGUGCACGGCUGGACGGCGCUCAUGCAGGCCACGUAUCAUGGGAAUAAAGAGGUGGUGAAGUUCCUGCUGAGUCAGGGCGCAGACGUGCAGCUGCGGGCCAAGAACGGCUACACGGCCUUCGACCUGGUGAUGCUGCUGAACGACCCCGACACAGAGCUGGUGCGGCUGUUAGCAUCAGUGUGUAUGCUGGUGGAUAAAGACAAGAGUAAGCAGCGGGGUAAAGCAGCGCUGAAGAGGCGUGCGUCCGCCAGCGCUCCGUCUCCACCUGAGGAUAAAACUGGCCUGAAGUCCUGGUGGAACCGCAUGUCGAACCGCUUCCGCAGACUGAAGCUGACGCACACACUCCGACAUGGGCUCUCCACCAAUCGGCUCGCUCCGUUCCCCAACACCGCUGAUGUUCCUCUGGACGCCACCAUGAGGGCGGAGGCGGGUGGAGCGGAGGCCGGAUCCCCCACAGCGCCCUCUGCUGGAGCGCAGACCACCGCCUGCAGCCGCACAGAGGACUGCGGUCUGAACGGAACAGGAAGUGGGAAGGAGGACUUCCUCAUCACCACAAUGCUCCGGAAUGGCGCUCCGCUCGCCCGUCUGCCCAGCGAGCAGCUGAAGGCCGUGAUCCCGCCGUUCCUGCCGCCCUCCUGCUUCGAGCCCUGGAGCUCCGAGCGCUGCGGGUCGCUGAGGGACGCACGGAGCACACACACACACACACACUCGCACAGGCCUGGACGCAGCAGCGCAGGCUCCGAUACAACGUCCAUCAGUCGAGUGGUCAGCAGGACCAUCAAGUUUCCCAGCAUCACCAAAGGCCCCUCCCCCUCCAACUCUGGCAGUUAUAACUCCGCCCACUCCUCUGUGGGAUCUAAUGGUGUGGGAGGAGUCAACCGCCAUACUGACACGCACAACCGCUCAGGGGGCAGCGCUGCAGACAGUGUUCUCUCCCAGAUCGCGGCUCAGAGGAAGCGUGCAGCAGGUCUGAUGGACAGCCGAAGCCCCGCCGCGGACACGCCCAGCCCUGCACACACACCCCUGCCCGACAGCAGACCGAAGCUGGAGUUGCAGAAGCGUCCUCAGUCAGGAAACUCGUCCCGCUCUAAGAGCACAUCGCCCACCCUCACACCCUCACCCUCACCCACGCCCGCACACACACCUGCGCACACACCCGCGUCCAGACCCCCCGGCGCCUCCGCAGACUCUCAAGGCUCCACGUCUACACAGCAGCGCUCCAGGAGCAGUGGUGGAUCCAGCAGCGGCACCAUCACUGACGAGGAUGAGUUGUCGGGGAUUCUGAGGAAGCUCUCUCUGGAGAAAUAUCAGCCCAUCUUUGAGGAGCAGGAGGUGGACAUGGAGGCGUUCCUCACACUGACUGAUGGAGACCUGCAGGAGCUGGGCAUCCAGACAGACGGCCCACGGCAGCAGAUACUGGCCGCUAUAUCAGAGCUGAACGCUGGGAAGGGUCGAGAGCGGCAGAUCUUACAGGAGACCAUCAUCAACUUCCAGUCCUCAUUCGGCAGCAGCGCCAGCACACCGCACGCAGCCACACACACACACUGAACACACACACGAUACACACACACUGAACACACACACACACUGAACACACACACGAUACUCACACACUGAACACACACACACACUGAACACACACACGAUACUCACACACUGAACACACACACACACUGAACACACACACGAUACACACGCACUGAACACACACACACACUGAACACUGCACAGGACACCCUAGCAACCACAUAUCACACCUUAGCAACUGCAGUGCAUGAACUGUCGAUGAGUGUGUGUGCUGCAGGUGUGCGAGUCUUCCAGCAGGGGGCGCCGCUACUCCUCCAGUGUGUGUGUGUGUGUGUGUGUGUGUGUGUGUGUGUGUUGGUUUUGCUAUACUUGUGAGGACCAACUAUUGAGAAACAACCAAUGUUGUGAGGACAUUUUUCUUUGUGAGGACAUUUUAGGUGGUCCUCACAAAUAAAAUGCUUUAAUGGCCUCCAAAGGGCCUAUACUUGAUGCUGUGCAAAUUUCAGCAAAAGUCCUCACAGCAAUAGUAAAACUGAAAUUUGGUGUUUAGCCUUGUGUCCGCGAGCUCCCCCAUCGGUCACACACGUGUACUGCAAUCUUAAAUCUCGGGAGGAGGAGCAUGAGUGAGAGCGGAUUUUUCCUAUUGGACGACAGCUCCCUCGCUGGGGAAUUUUUGUGAUUGGCCAUUUCAGUCCCAUU
This is a messenger RNA of Danio aesculapii, 3285 nucleotides long. Its product is annotated as ankyrin repeat and SAM domain-containing protein 6. The transcript is spliced from 16 exons. The record is from RefSeq and is a predicted model, not a curated record. Lineage: Eukaryota; Metazoa; Chordata; Actinopteri; Cypriniformes; Danionidae. The coding region runs from base 67 to 2607 and encodes 846 amino acids. Gene Ontology annotation, molecular function: protein binding.